UUUUUCCGCUCUCUCCAUCCGGGUAUCAUGGAGGGGCUCAGUGCCACAGGCGAAUGAUAGGGCUGAGGCUGGGCAGGCAUGGCGGUGGCGCUCAUUCAGGGCGCCAGUCGAGGGCUGGGCUUCCAUUUUUGCAAGCACAUCUUGGCCUCUCGGGAGGAUGCGCUGGUUCUCGCCACUUGCCGGCGGCCCUCGGAGGCCGACGCGCUGCGGGCCUUGCAGGCGGAGUUCCCGCGGCGCCUCGCUCUCUACCCGCUGGACUCCACGCAGGAGACGGAGGUGCGCCGGGCGGCGGAGGCGGUGGCCCAGGAACACGCGGGGCUGGACCUGGUCGUCAACUGCGGGGCACUGCUGCACCCACGCGGCCGAGGGGAGACCAGCCUGCGCGACGUCGCCGCCCAGGACCUUGCUUUGACACUGGCAACAAACUCUAUAGGCCCCUUAGUGGUGGCGAAAUAUUUUACUCCAUUGCUGUUGAAUGGAACGGGAGCAUUUGGACGUCAGAGUCCUGAUCCAGGCAAAAAGCAUCAAGCUAUCCUUGUGAACAUGUCCGCCAGAGUUGGAUCCAUAGGCGAUAAUGCCUUGGGCGGAUGGUAUAGCUACCGGAUGUCUAAAGCAGCUUUGAACAUGGCUACCAAGAAUCUCAGCAUUGAACUCAGGAGGGGAAAAGCUAAAGUUAUAUGUGUUUCCUUGCAUCCUGGGACUGUAGACACUGAUUUAUCCAAACCUUACCAUAAGAAUGUGCCCAAGGGCAAACUCUUCUCUCCAGAACAUUCAGUUAAUUGUCUUAUGAGUAUUAUAAACAAUCUUGAUAUGGAACAAACUGGGAAGUUUUUUGCCUGGGAUGGUUCAGAAUUGCCAUGGUAAUUAACAGUUCCCCUACAAUCUGAAGCACCUCUUCAGAAAUAGGAAACAACAGAGGCUAUUCCCAAUUACAAACUAUCUACAGACCUACUAAGAAAAUCCAACAAAUGCUACGGUCACCUCUGCAGGAGUCUACCGUAUACCGUGCAGCUGUGGAUAAGUCUACAUCAGGACCACCAAACACAGCAUUGCCCAAACACAAAUCAAGGAACAUGAAAGGCACUGCAGACUAACACAACUAGAGAGGUCAGCCAUAGCAGAGCACUUGAUGAACCAACCUGGACACAGUAUAUUAUUUGAGAACACAGAAAUGUUGGACCACUCUAACAACCAUGUCAGACUACACAGAGAAGCCAUUGAAAUCCACAAGCAUGUGGACAAUUUCAAUAUAAAGGAUGAAACAAUGAAAAUGAACAAAAUCUGGCUCCCAGUAUUUUUUUUAAAAAACAUCUGAAAUCAGGAUAGUAAAUAAAGAACAACACUCCGAAAACAGGAAUCCCAGACGUGAAACAAUCAGGGCCAGCUAACACCUCCUAACAAAGGACAAUAAGCUUUUACAGCUUCAACACGGUCAGAAUCAAGGAUUAUGAACAAGGUUUUUGGACGAAUGGAUUUGUGCACUCUUUGUAUGUUUUAAGUUUUGUAUAUUUCAUGUGUUUAAUGCCUAAUUGUUUUUCAUUGCUCUAUGUUUUACUUUAUUGUAUUGUUGUUUAUUGGCAUUGAAUCUUGUCAGAUUUGUAAUCCGCCUUGAGUCCUCUCAGGUGAGGAAGGCAGGAUAGAGGAAAUCAUGAAAUUGAACAAAAUCUGGCUACCAGUACUAAAAAAAACUCUAAAAUCAGAACAGUAAAUAAGGAACAACACUCUGAAAACAGAGGAAUUCCAGACGUGAAUCAAUCAGGGGCAGCUAAUGAUGCUGAACAAAGGAUUCCUCCAGGCAAGAAAAAGCCAGGACAUGAAGCUUGCAAGGCCAUUUAAUGCUAAUCAAGGUGAUUAAUUACAACAUCCACACUGGCCUCCAACAGAGAACAGUUCUUUCCCCCACCCUGGACCUUCCACAGAUAUAUAAACCUUCCUUGCUUAGUUUCUCCAAUACAGUGUUCCCUCACUUAUUGCGGGGGUUAGGUUUCAGGACCACACACAAUAAGUGAAAAUCCACAAAGUAGGGACACUAUAUUUAUUUUAAUAUUUAUACAUUAUUUUAGUAGUUAUACAUUAUUUUAAGUCUUUAUCAACCAAUCGUGUGUUGAUAAAUCACCUCCUUCUCCUCCUGUUGCUGCUUGGGCUCCUUUUCUUGCCCUUUGGCUUCUCCUUCCUCCCUUCCUUAGGCUGUAAAUUGUAAUUUUUUUAUGAUUUAUAGUAUUUUAGAGUUUAUUGAAAAACCGCCAAACAGCGAAUCCGCGAAAAGUGAACCACGAAGUAGUGAGGGAACACUGUAUACCUCACAACCUCUGAGGAUGCCUACCAUAAAUGUGGGUGAAACGUCAGGAGAGAAUAGUUCUGGAACAUGACCAUAAAGCCCGGAAAACAUAACAACCGUAUUCCCAAUUAAGUGUAUAAAACAGGGUCUGCAGGCCAGUUUUCCAAAGCUGAAGAAUGCACAGAAUCCUAAAUAAUAAAAGUUAGCCAAAAGGUGUUGGAUGACCAUUUACAGAUUGGCAAACAAUAUUUUUAAAUGUUAAAAUACCCAUGUAGAGAGAACGCAUGCAAGUUGCUUAAACGGUGAACUGCUAUACUUGAGAGGGUUGCAGCAGUGAGGAAUUACACUUUGCUGAAAAAUAAGAUUUUGGUAUAAAGGACUACAAUUGUAGAAGAUUGCUGAAGAGUUUGCUCAGGUUCUGCAAGGCUUAGAACUACGGAGACACUUCCCACAUAAUCUUUACUUAUGAAGGCUCAUUUUUACAUAUUUAUUUGAUUUUAUAUCCUGGUUUCCUCCCAUGAAUGGGACUUAAUGGCUGGAUUUCAGUAUACUAGCACACAUACAUAAAAGAAUUAAAAAACCAUGAUUCUCAAAGUGAUCGGUAGUCUUAAUCUUGCCAUGUUCUUGCAGAUGAGGAAUGGGGAAUCAGCUGCCAUCAUCCUGAUCAUUAAUUGUGGUCCCUGAGGCUGAUGGGUGUUCUCCAAAACAAUUGAAGAGUGCUUUAGGAAUGAGGCUGAUCAGAGGUUAAUGUGUGGCAUGAGAUGGUCAGGUCCCCAGAAUAAAUGGGCACCACGGCAGGAUAAAGCUUGGACCAGUGUUUCUCAAAUUGUGCUUCCCCAGGUGUGUUGGACUUCAGCUCCCAGAAAUCCCAGCCAGCUUAACAGCUGUUAGGAAUUGUAGGAGCUAAUUUCAAAACAUCUGGAGGAGUUUUGAACUCUGGCUUAGACCAAGGAACCAAACCAAGGAACCAAACAUAGACAUAAUGCCAUUCAAGCUCCUGUUGUUUUGAUUCCCUUGGCUGACUUACGAUGAUUAAACUAUUUUGCAAGAGUUGUAUAUGAACUUUUCACAAAGCUAAUUCAAAUUUUGCUUCAAGUAAAUUAAAUCCCUGUGGUGCUAAAUUAGACAUACCAGCUAUCUUUGAAACAUAUCCAAACAGUUUCAGUUCCUAUAAAAAGUGGCUAGACUGCUAACUAGGCUACACUCUCAGGAUCAUAUUAUGCCAAAAUUACAAGAUCUGGAGUGGCUGCCAGUUGUUUCCUGCAGUCAGAUCAAGGUAUUUUAUCUUUAAACCUUAAGUAGCUUUGGCUGGUGGAAAGCUAAUAUUUGGCUGUUCCAGAUAUUUGUAAUCCACACUGCAACUUCCAAUUGUUCAAACUGUUUGGGACUUCUCAGAGCUGAAAUCCCAAACAUCUGACCUGCCAAAGGUUCCCCAAGUCAGAUGUAGGGCCUUUCUGUUCAAAGGGACACUUGUCUUAGCAUCCAAUUUUUAGAUCUACAUGAGAGGUCCUUCUGAAGGUCUACUGAUGAGAGCUCAUAAGAAGGGCCUUUCUCCCCUUUUACUCCCUGGUUAUGAAAUGUGUUCCUACUCUAAGCUUUGGUCAAGCUUCAGUCCCAUCACUUUUGUCAAUACACAUAUUUUCAACUUGCUAUUUCCUUUAUGUUUCAUUGUUGGGUUUUGUUGUAGCCCAGCCUGAGGUUGGGCCUGUACAACCUGUGAUUGUUCCUACUCCUAACUCUGUGAUUGCUCCUGCAUCUGACUUGCCAAACGACUUUGAAUUUGAGCCAGAGAUUCCUAUGCAGCCAGAAUUGGAGGAAACUGCUGUCCCAGGCCAGCCAGAGUUUGGGCUGGAGGAUUCUGGGAACAGGCACACAAUAGUUCCUAGCUGGCAGCUUGAACCCAUUCCUUGAAGGAGUCAAUAUCGGGUUUGCCUUUGCCAGAUGGGCAUUCUAGUGAGGAUUUUUGUUGUGAUAAGGCUAAUGAGUUUGACCUUAGGAAAGUGAUUUAUCAGCAGAGGAGAGAACGGGAGGGUUUUCGGCACAGCCAGAUAUUGUUAUUCAGAAAGAAUAAUGGGCAGCCUUCCCACGGCAAGAGGCCUUGAAUUACAUUUGAGAGGAACUGUGUUCUCUGAUAAAUUCAGAGGUGGUAACUUUGCUCAUCAAGAGAGAGAUCUCUGUUUCAUGCUCCAUGUUCCUGCAACCUUGUGCCUUGAUUCUUGUUCCACUCUUGUCCUUGCUUUUGGGGAUUUUUGUGUAUCCAGUUGAUUUUCCAGUAAUUUGCGACUAGGAUUUUUGCUCCAGCCAAGACCUUGCCUUGUGUUCCAUCAUUGAUCCUGUUCCUUGGACUAAUAUUGGAGUGUUGUCUCCUGUGUUGCAGUUUGGUCUCCUGUGAUCCAGUUUGAUCCUGUGCCUUGGACUACCUUGAUACGUUGCUUGGACUAAUUUUGAUACCUUUAUUGGGGUUAACUUUGAUAUGCUGUUUGUACUCUGAUCUUUGAGUGAUUUUUAUAGACCCUUGCUUCAAGAUUUUCAAGUAUUUUGUUAUUUGUGGACUUAAACCUCAUUUCAUUGACUUUGAACUUUAUUUUGCUACUGCUUGCAUAUAAUCUUCAAUAAACAGCUUGCUUACUUAUA
Anolis carolinensis (green anole) is the source of this 4912-nucleotide messenger RNA. Its product is annotated as C-signal. The transcript is spliced from 3 exons. Bases 79 to 864 code for a protein of 261 amino acids. Gene Ontology annotation, cellular component: cytoplasm. The record is from RefSeq and is a predicted model, not a curated record. Gene Ontology annotation, molecular function: oxidoreductase activity. NCBI's taxonomy places the organism in Eukaryota, Metazoa, Chordata, Lepidosauria, Squamata, Anolidae.